ACGUCCAUCGCCGACCGCUCCACCACCAUCCAAGCUCGUUGCCGUGGUAUUCCUCCUCUUUGUACUAGGUCAGUUAUUUCUCCCUGGCCCGUGCAAGCUAUCUGCUGCAAUUACCGAGCUUGUCCCUCCUCCAGACCUGCUACCUACAUUACACAAGUCGACAUCAUGGUAGACGCAAAGAUUCAAGAGCUUCUUUCUAAGCCACGCUCCGAGUUGACAGAAUAUGAGGUUGCUCAAGUCGAAGAGCAUGAACUCACCACCGGCCCCCUCUCCAUCCUCCAAACCGCCGUCAGAUCGCGCACUCAGGUGCUGAUCUCCUGCAGAAACAACAGGAAGAUUCUUGCGCGCGUCAAGGCUUUUGACCGUCACUGCAACAUGGUACUUGAAAAUGCAAAGGAGAUGUGGACUGAGACACCACGGUUAGCCAACGGUAGUUACGGGCGGAAGGUUAACAAGGACCGCUUCAUUUCCAAGCUGUUCUUGCGAGGAGACUCGGUCAUUCUCGUUUUGUUGUCAUAGACGUAUCUGCGCUAUGGACUGGAUGGAAGUGAGAGACUAUGGCGCAUACGAUUUGGGGCUGGAUUGAAUCAAAAGUUACAUAGCCGUCACGAUGACGGUUGUCACCGCCAAACGAAUCAAGCAACGAUACCCUCCUACGCCCUCAUCAGUGCUCCAUCCUACUUCUUCAAUCCGUCAUUCAGGCCCAGCAGAAGCUCCGCAAGCCCAUGCGCGCCUGGGUCUGGCACUUCUUGGAACCCUUCGCCUCCGACAUACACCGUUCGCCCCAAACUCGCUUUCAUACCCUUGGUCCCUUGCGCUCCAAUCUGCGCUGCUGCGGCCGCUUUGUCGAUUUCGUCAGUCUUGGACAGUGUCUCCACGAACGGGUAGAGAGCGUCCAUGAGCGUUCGAUCCCCGGGUUUUGCAGGCGUAUACUUGCCAAGUGCUUUGAGCGAUGAGUCAAGAGCCUUGGCCCAUAUUGCAGGGGUCACUAGUUGUGGCGAGGAGGGUGCGUUCUGUCGCAGUCCAUGGGCUAGGGCGUUCAAGAAGAUGGCGUAGAUGGCGCCUGAUGUGCCAUCCAUUGCCACUUCGACCACUUGAAUGAUGUGAUUCACAAGGAUCAGCAGAUCUUCUGUUUCCUUUGCCGUUUCGAGCAUCUUCACGAUUGCUGUAGGGUGUCAGCACCAGGCAACAAUGCACACGUGACCAGAUCC
Messenger RNA from Pyrenophora tritici-repentis Pt-1C-BFP, 1211 nucleotides. RefSeq names its product LSM1, Small nuclear ribonucleoprotein (snRNP) protein. Gene Ontology annotation, biological process: spliceosomal snRNP assembly; RNA splicing. Lineage: Eukaryota; Fungi; Ascomycota; Dothideomycetes; Pleosporales; Pleosporaceae. Gene Ontology annotation, cellular component: pICln-Sm protein complex; precatalytic spliceosome; U1 snRNP. Gene Ontology annotation, molecular function: RNA binding. The record is from RefSeq and is a predicted model, not a curated record.